CACGCAACUCCCUCAGUCGCAGACGAUACACUGCUGUUCGAAGUAGAAGUUAUGUUUGUUUUCAUUCGUGUUCAUUCUCAUACUCUGACAUGUGUUGGAUAGUUAUAUUCAUUUGAAACUGGUUACAAUUAAGGAAAUGGUAGCCGCCCUGUAGGCCCUAUCGGAGCCUGACUGGGGCGGCUCUGAAGGAUGAUUAACGCACCGGGGCUGACCCCCGGGACAUGGUUGAUCUUAGCGGCCCUGCUUGGAACAUUACUGCUUCAAAAAAUUGAGGGAAAACCUGUGACGCAUCAAAUAUUGGCCCCAGAGUUUAUCCUCUGAUUUGGUGGUAUCAGAAGUGAAGAAAGCGUUCAAAGUUUGGAGCGAUGUAUCUCUUCUCACCUUCAGUAAAGUGGAGGCAAACGAUGCUGACAUCGUUGUUUCUUUUGAGCGUGGACAACACGGUGAUGGAUAUGCAUUCGAUGGCAGAGGUGUUGUUCUAGCCCAUGCCUUCUUUCCCGGUGAAGGAAUCGGUGGAGAUGCACACUUUGAUGCUGAAGAACCAUGGGUCGAUCGACAGCCAUCUGCUGGAAUAGAUGGUGUGAGGUUGUUUGCUGUGGCCGCUCAUGAGUUUGGACAUUCCCUGGGCCUUUCCCAUUCAUCGGUGUCUGGAGCUCUUAUGAAUCCAUUCUAUCAAGUCAUUCAGGACAACUUUCAACUACCCCACGAUGACACUGUCGGCAUACAGAUGCUCUAUGGGGCCAGGAACCCAACAAAGUGGGUGCCACUUUCUCCAUACAUUCCACCACCAACGACGAGCACGCCGACGCGGCGGCCGAUUCCUGGACAUCCAGGUGGCACGCAUCCAGUGGACAGACCUCCCCCGAGACAGCCACCCUCUACAUGCAACACAACCUUUGACGCUAUAUCUGUGAUCAGAAGAGAAACAUUUAUUUUCAAAAACAAUUUUUUCUGGAGAUUGAACAGUCUAGGUUUGAUGAAAGGUUAUCCCGUAAAAAUUGAGCAAUUUUGGCAGGAAGCAGAAUUACAGCAUAUUGAUGCAGUCUAUGAACGUCCUGUUGACACAAAAAUUGUAUUUUUCUCUGGGAACAAGUUUUGGCUUUUUAAUGGAAAUAGAAAAGAAUAUGGUUAUCCCAGACCUCUCACUGACCUAGGUCUGCCUCCUGAUCUCAAAAAGAUCGAUGCUGCUUUCGUCUGGGGAUAUAAUGGCAAGACUUAUCUCUUCUCUGGUACUCAGUACUGGAGGUAUGACGAGUCAGAGGGGAGGGUGGAGUUGGACUACCCUCGAGACAUGGCCAUGUGGAGAGGAGUUCCCUAUCACAUUGAUGCUGCUUUUCAACAUACAGAUGGUCAUACAUACUUCUUCAAAGGAAGGAAGUUUUGGGAAUUCAAUGAUAAACAGAUGACUGUAAAGAAAGGAGGAAAGUACAGUGAUGUGAAUCAAUACUGGUUCAGAUGUCCUAGUCGGUCGGAACAACAUCCAGAACUGGAAGAAGGAGGCAGUAAGGAGGAGACAAUGACAUCCUCGAGUGUGUCGCACGUCCACUCAGACUUAGUGAUCAUUGUGGUGACGCUUUUCCUAUACAAAAGAAGACUCAAUUUAUUUUUAUAAGCGCAACUUAUUAUUUUAUAAGCUGUGUGUGAUCUCUUAAGGGUGAUACUUUCCGUGAAGUAUUCUUAAUUUAUUACAAUUUUUUAUUCAAAUUGUGUGUUAUUAAUGUAUUCAGAAUGUUAAGAGAGCUUCAAAGGGACGACCUCAGUGGAAAAACAUGUUCUUUGCAGACGCAAUUCUUCUCAUAGCGUGUUAGAUCAAAUUUUGUCCUUCUCUAGUCAGCUGCUGAUUAUGAAAAAUGACACUAAAUGUCAUUUAUCAAAGCAUAAUUUUUUUUGGAAAAGGUUUAUAAUCUAAUUUUCACUGUUGUUUCGUAGACUGCCGUCCUAUUGAACAAUGCCUUUUAGCAACCAAAGAUGUUGUUUUUAGAACUCUUAUGAGAUUGUAACAGUUAUCCGUAACUGUUGAGUUUUCUUUAUCUCUGGUCAGUGUUCUUCAGGCUGAUCGUAAAAAUGAUUCUGAAUGUCAAACGAAAUCUUUUGAAAAUAAUUCAUAAUCUAAUUUUCAAUUGUUAAAAGGUUUUUUUUUAAGACUUUCUCAUCAUGUGCUAUUCAUGACUGUCAGGUCUGUCCAUCUAUAAAAAAUGACGCAUUAUUUUUAAAUGAAAAAAGUUAGUAACCGAAUUUUUCAAUAUUUAAAAAGCUAGGCUCAUAAAACUAUGCAAAUUGAGAAUUAUUUAUAGAUUUCUGCCUAAUUUGUAAUUUUUUUUUAAAGCUUAAUAUUUUCGUUAGACAUAUGCAAUUUUUUGUCGGUUUUAAAUCCCAGUAAAUUUCUUCUCAGUGAUAUAGAAAUAAAAGUUCAAGACAUGGCUUAUUUUCCUUUGGGGCUUCAAAACUAUCUUUGACUUAGCAAAGCAGUGUUUGUUACAGCAGAUAAUUCCUCUUACAGUCACUGCAAAUAACAUUCUCCCUAGAUGUUUAUGUUAGAUAAGAAUAUCAAUGAGGAACGUUUGCACAGAAAUAUGAGAGGGUUAAAUACAGGUUAAAAUUUUACUCAACAUGUUCUUCCACUGUGAGUUUGAGAGGAAAUUCUCUUUCACCUUCAUUUCAAUUUAUAGCAAAGUGAAUUCAGAUAAACAUAGAAAUCUCAAAUGCUAAUUUGUUUUUAAUAGCAAAAUGUAAACAAAUUACGGAAGUCCAUUGUGUAAUCCUGUCUAUAAUUUGUUUGCAUUUUGAAAAGGAAUACCCGCAACUGUAUCUCAAUCCCCAAUAGUUGUUGAAAUGUGGCACUUGUUUAUGUCAGCAACUGUUCUUUUCAUUUUAUUUCGAGUAAGCCAAGCCCGUCAAAUAUCAAUUCUCUUAAGUAACACAGCCUAUAUUCUUUCCCUAUAUAUUAACACGAAUACUUAACACAAAGACAGGCAGGAAGUCACGUGGAACAUAAAUGUACUAAUUAUGCAUCGAAGUUGCCAAAACAAAAAUAUAUCACAGUUAGAACAGGGUGCAUAGCGUUUUUAAAAAGUGCUUCACUUUUCCUUUUUCAAAAUGAGAUUUUUCUUUUACUAUGAUGAUUUUCGCUACGAAUUAUGCAAAAAGACACUUUGUUCUAUUCAACGUUUUCACAAUUAAUUCAACCCCUAUCUAUUUCAGUGUAGUGUCAGUCCCUAGCGUAUGAAAACGCCAUUCGUUUUACAGGCUUAAAAAAUUUCAUGAUUUUUGACAAUUGUCAAUAACAAUGCCAAAAGUUUUUUUUUUUCUUUGACAUGACGGUUAAAACCGUCAAUUGUCAAAAACUUUCCAACCCAGUCUAGUUAUAAUAUAUUUUUUUAAGUACUUAAAAAUAUUUUUUGUUGAGUAAUUUGGCUACACACCCAGAAUAAAAUACAUAAAUAUUAAAGAUAAAGAUUAGCUGAUGUCACAUGUGUGGGUAGGGGAGGUCGUCUUCUUGAACAUUCAUUUUAAAUGACUUAAGUAGGUGAAAGAGAAUUUACCACAAAAAUUCUCUUAAAUUAUACUAGUUUUCUUGCAUUUGAUGGCUCUCAGAAUUUCUUUUCUUUUUUUUGCAAUUUUCUUCUCACAUUUAUUUGCCUGAGAAGAAAAUUAUGUGAUCUCAACGUACAAUACAAUAUGCUUUUAUUACAAUACAGGAAAAACUUUUUCUUUUUGAAACUUUGUAAAAUUUAAAAAGUAUUUUUUAAGUGUUAAUGGAACUGUAUUGAUCUAAAAUUACCAGACAAUAAAACUUUCCAUUGAAUUUUCAUCUUCA
Parasteatoda tepidariorum (common house spider) is the source of this 3817-nucleotide messenger RNA. Its product is annotated as matrix metalloproteinase-2. The record is from RefSeq and is a predicted model, not a curated record. NCBI's taxonomy places the organism in Eukaryota, Metazoa, Arthropoda, Arachnida, Araneae, Theridiidae. Gene Ontology annotation, cellular component: extracellular matrix. Gene Ontology annotation, molecular function: metalloendopeptidase activity; zinc ion binding. Gene Ontology annotation, biological process: extracellular matrix organization; proteolysis; collagen catabolic process.